This is a messenger RNA of Trichoplusia ni (cabbage looper), 1719 nucleotides long. RefSeq names its product aspartate aminotransferase, mitochondrial (gene Got2). The record is from RefSeq and is a predicted model, not a curated record. Gene Ontology annotation, biological process: biosynthetic process; L-aspartate catabolic process. Lineage: Eukaryota; Metazoa; Arthropoda; Insecta; Lepidoptera; Noctuidae. Gene Ontology annotation, cellular component: mitochondrion. The transcript is spliced from 10 exons. Gene Ontology annotation, molecular function: L-aspartate:2-oxoglutarate transaminase activity; pyridoxal phosphate binding. The coding region runs from base 156 to 1445 and encodes 429 amino acids.
UUUCUGCUGGAAAUACCCAUCCUGGCCAAUUUGUCUAUCGGCGCCCGGUAGAUAAAUUCGGCAUUGGCAGUGCUGCAGUGUUGCGGUGGCACUUUGAUUAAUAACUGCCUUUAUUAAUUUGUCUCGGUCGGUGUAAGACAGUAUUAAAAUUAAAAAUGACGUUCGGAUUAAUAAACUUAGGGGCCCAAGUGCUAACAAGAUGUCAUUUGGAUGUUAUGAACCAUGCUUUAAGAGCAAAAAGCAUGUGGUGGGGCCAUGUGCCCGCAGGAGCUCCAGAUGUAAUCUUAGGUAUCAGAGACACAUAUUUAAAAGACCCUCACCCCAAGAAGGUUAACCUUGGAGUAGGUGCGUACAGAGAUGAUGAUGGAAAACCAUUUGUCCUUCCAUCAGUCAGAAGGGCAGAAGAAAUUAUUUAUGAGAAAUGCUUGAACCAUGAAUAUGGCCCAAUCUCUGGUGAGCCCCCAUUCACAGAAGCUUGUGCUAAGCUCGCCUUUGGUGAAAAAAGUAAACCUCUUUGUGAAAAGACCAAUGCAACUGUACAGGCACUAUCAGGCACUGGUGCCCUGCGGCUCGGUUUCGAGUUCAUCAGCAGACAUUACAAUAAAACCAGGGAGAUUUGGCUGCCAAAACCGACGUGGUUCAAUCACCCUCAGAUCUGUGACGCUGUGUGUCUUCCGAUGAAGAGUUACCGUUACUUUGCACCCAAAACCCUCGGUUUCGAUGUAGAUGGCGCCGUCGAAGAUCUCAGCAAAGCUCCAGAAGGUGCAAUCGUGUUACUGCACGCGUGCGCCCAUAAUCCCACUGGUAUUGAUCCUAAAAAGCACGAGUGGGAACGCCUAUCAAAGGUCAUAAAAGAGAGGAAACUAUUCCCGUUCUUCGACAUGGCGUACCAAGGCUUUGCCACCGGCGACGUCGACAACGACGCGUUGGCCGUGCGCAUGUUUGUGGACCACGGACACGAGGUCAUGGUGGCCCAGAGCUUUGCCAAGAACAUGGGUCUGUACGGAGAGCGUGUCGGAGCGUUGACAAUCCUCUGUGGUGACCCAGAGACAACCGCCAGAGUGAUGUCCCAGCUGAAGGUCAUAAUCCGAACGAUCUACUCCAACCCGUCCAUCAACGGCUCACGUAUUGUACAGGAGAUCCUCACCAGCCCCGAGCUCAUGAAACAAUGGUUAGGGGACGUGAAGUCAAUGGCUGACCGCGUCAUCUCUAUGAGGAAAAUGCUCCGCUCCGCCAUCGAGGCAGCUGGUAAUAAGAGAACGUGGAACCACAUCACCGACCAGAUCGGCAUGUUCUGCUACACUGGACUUAACCCUGAACAGGUCGAACGUCUCAUCAAAGAAUUCCACAUUUACUUGACGAAGGACGGCCGUAUCUCUGUCGCUGGUAUAACUACAAAGAACGUCGGCUACGUCGCCGAAUGUAUGCACAAGGUCACGAGCUAAAUGCAACACUACUGCACUGUCCUCAAUCGUGUGGCGUCAUCGAAGUGGUAGCCUGUGAUAGUGCUACGACUCACCGUAUUGUACCGUUAGAUCACAGUAUUUAUUAAAACAGUCUGUCUUUAACUAUUUUUGAAAUGUUUUACGAUACUAUAUUUUACAUAGGCACACCUAUUUUUAUAUUGUUUUGUUUAACUAAAUUCUCCGCUAUUCCAUAUUAGUUGUCUGUUCUGUUCUGGAUAGCAUAAGCAUUUAUAAAAGCACUGCUUUAAUUUUU